Molecule: messenger RNA, 2039 nt
Organism: Triticum urartu
Lineage: Eukaryota; Viridiplantae; Streptophyta; Magnoliopsida; Poales; Poaceae
Source: RefSeq, a predicted model, not a curated record
CUCUCUCUCUCUCUCUCUCUCUUGAACCCUAGCGCUCCACUCCUCCCUGGCCGCCGCCACCUCCGGCGCCCUCUGUCCGGCGAGAUCCAUAUGGAUCGAUCCCCUCCAACCCACGACUCCACGACUCCUCCUCCUCCUCCUCCUCCUCUCUGGAUCGAUCACCCCCAACCCACGACGACUCCUCCUCUCUGGAUCGAUCCACAACCACUUCCAAACCAGCCGCCGUCGCAGACCUCCCCCAAUCCCGGCCUCCUACACGCCGAGCCAAGCGACACUCCCCACUUCCAGACCAAACCCUAGCCAGAGACCCCUUCCUGCUCGAUGGCCAACCCCUCCAUGGCGACAAGCGGCAGGGCCCGUUGGCGAAGGGGGUCCGCGCCGUCGGGGCCCAGAUCCGCAACCGCUUCCGCGUGGCACCUGUCGACCGCAUGGCUGUGGCCCUGGCGACGGCAUGGCAGCGUCGGCCUUGGCAGCGUCGGCGGCGGCGAGCCAGUCCCUAAGAAACCACGAGAUCCUCGACACUGUGGGCACCACCGCGGCGGCGCUCUCGCUCACCGGCUCCUCCUUCAUCGUGCUCUGCUACCUCCUCUUCCACAAACUCCACAAGUUCUCGUUCAAGCUCGUCUACUUCCUCGCUGUUGCGGCUUUGCUUGCUCCUGGACAUUCCGCAUGCCCAGCGACGGAUGCACGACAACCGUGCCCAGUAUCGGCGACAACAAGAAGGCCUGGAAGACCGAACACUACAGGGCACUGAAGAUAAAGCUUGCAGAAAGAAAUAAAGAUGCCCAUAUUCUCACAUACUCCUGGAUUUCAUUUACAUCAAAUUCUCAAGAGAGGAGUACUCCUUUUUAGUAGUCUCAGUUUAAAGUAAAUUAAAUGAAAGGAGUACUCCUUUUCAGUUGUCUCAGUUUAAAGUAAAUGAAAGGAGUACUUGCUCCCUGUACUAGUUACUUCUACUACUUAUUUUUAGCUGUUUAGUACUACUCUGUAGAUCAGUGAUACUAGUCUAGUCGCUUGUAUAAUUUUGUUUAUUAGUGUAACCUGAACCAUGGAGUAGUACCCUGUUCGCAUAUGUGUGAUUAUGUGUGUUCUGUAGUCUCUAUCUCCAGUACAUGUGAACUAUAUGUUGUGGUGUAAAUCAUUUUCAUUCUAUCUUAUAAACAUGUUUCUUCAAUAGCUAUUUAUGUUCAAGUCUUGUUGUCACUGAUGUUAGCAUUUAGUUUGUCUCAAGUAAAAAAAUACUAAAAAUACAGUGUACAAAUUAGCCCAAAUAUGUGAACCUCGAUUCUGAAAACUAAAGAGUUCAUAUAUUGGUAGAUAGACUAUGAUUUAGGAUAUGCUAAACAGAAAGCUUUAUAAGAUGGAACUCUCAAUAUCAUGAGUUCAUGACUUCACUUUGUGCUUUAAUUUAAUAUGAUUAGAACUACCAUGGUUUUUUAAGUAGUUGGGGCAUUAAGAAACAGUAUGCUGGAUGUUUGGCCUUGCAUCCGUCCUUCCAUGAAUUCAUGCUUGUGCAUUGCUAGUUAUUGCUUUUUUGCAGGUCUUCUUCUUCCUCGAUCUGGUGCAGCAGCAACAAUUCAAGGUCAUGGUCAUGGAGCAACAGCCAUAUAUUUUUCUUCAUCUUAUUCUUCUCUGAGAUGACAUGAGAUGAGGCUCUAUUGUUCGGUCUUCAAUUCUUCAUGUUGCUGCUGCUACUGCUACAUCAGGACCCCCUUCAAUUCUGCAUCUGUUGCGGCUGCCGCAACUUCCACCUCCAGAAGAGCACCUGCUCCUCGUGCGAUUACCCGGCCGCCCGCAUCCGCAAGUGUGAAGUGCGAAUCCAUGUCCGAAGCUGUGAAGCAUAUCAGCAAAGAGUAGCAUAUUAUGUGUUGUAGUUGUAGGCAGUAGUAGGCAUAUCUGGGUUGUAAUAUACUCUAACGAUUGUAUUAGAUUAAUGCAGUAUGGUUUUGGACCAAUUUCAUUUGCUCUCUGUUCUGUUCGAAACAAUGAUUGUGUAUGUGCUUUGAAUACCCGUGAAAUGGAAACCUGACAAGUUAUAA